AUGCAGCGGCAUGUAUUUCAAUCAUUCAGGGCGUGGCUCAAGUCAUGCUGCACGAUACAACUAGUUUUUCUCGUGCUGCUAACGUUUCAGAACGCGGCGGCAGUGAUGCUCAUGAGCUACACGCAGCAACGGCGGAUGGCGGAUGGCUCAGCGCGAUUUGCCGUAACGCACGUGGUGAUGAUGCAGGAGAUGACGAAAGUAUUAGCUUCCCUGCUAUGGUGUGCCAUCGACGUGUACAGGGCUGUACGGAAAGAGGGCUUCCGCCUUGUUCAAAAGACCACUUCCUCGCAGGUGCUGGAUGACUCCCCCCCACAGAAGUCGACACCGUCCUUUAAGAAUGGUUCUGCCACAAAGCUUGUCCACAUGGAAAACAUCACGUGGCGCGUGGACGAUGACGAUGACUUAUCAUCGGAUGUAGCCCCGCUUUCAGCCGAAGAGGUAUGGCGAUUAUUCAAGAAGCGUUUGUUUGCCGAGCUGUUCCACCCCGGUGCACUGUGGAUGAUGGUGCCAGCCAUUUUAUACGCUGUGCAGAACUACAUUCUCUUCGUCGCGCUGGCAAACCUUGAGCCGACGCUUUUUCAAGUGACGUACCAAACAAAGAUUCUUGUAACAGCACUACUAAUGUGGAUGUUUCUGGGCCGCGCUUUUUCCAUGAAGCGGUGGAUGGCCCUCGUGGUGUUGGUCUUUGGCGUGGCAAUGGCGCAGAUUGGCAGUCAGCGCUCGCUUGACUCUCAAAAAAGCGGCCACCCGCUUCGUGGCAAUUACGCCGUUGGCAUUGGCGCCACGGCGUUCGGUGUGGUGCUUUCCAGCGUAGCUUCUGUUCUCGUGGAGGCGAUAUUUAAGUCAAAAGCGAGUUCCAUGGAUUCACUCACGUCAUCUAAAAAUGUUCAUCUAUCUGCUUACUCCGUCAUGUGCUUUGUGGUGGCACAGAUAAUCGACGGCGGUGGCGUCACCCGUUCGUGGCUAACGGGCAGCUCCUUUUCUGAGCUCGUGCAGAACUAUUUCCGCGGCUUCGAUUGGCUUGUCUGGGUGAUGGUGUUGGUGCAGGCACUGGGAGGGCUGCUGGUGGCGGUGGUGAUCAAAUACUCCGAUAACAUCAUGAAGGCCUUCGCAACGGGGUGUGCCAUCGUGCUUAGUGGGUUUUGCUCGGCGUACGUGUACGCCUUUGUGCCGAGCCAAUGCUUUGUGCUGGGCAACGUCCUUUGCCUCUUGGCAAUUGUGCUUUACAGCCGCUGA
Messenger RNA from Trypanosoma grayi, 1236 nucleotides. Its product is annotated as putative CMP-sialic acid transporter. Gene Ontology annotation, molecular function: pyrimidine nucleotide-sugar transmembrane transporter activity. Bases 1 to 1236 code for a protein of 411 amino acids. Lineage: Eukaryota; Euglenozoa; Kinetoplastea; Trypanosomatida; Trypanosomatidae. Gene Ontology annotation, biological process: pyrimidine nucleotide-sugar transmembrane transport. The record is from RefSeq and is a predicted model, not a curated record. Gene Ontology annotation, cellular component: Golgi membrane. The transcript has a single exon.